AAAGAAAGAAAGAAAAAAAAAAAAAACUGAAUUUUUUCGAGGCGCGGUUAUGUGUGUGCCCUCAACCCCAGCACCCGCCUGGGCGACGAAAACGACCGACAGCGACCUCUCGACGCCGUUCCAUCGCCGCCGCCGGUCCCCACGCUCGCCACCUGCUGCCCGUGAACCCUAAUAUUCUCAUACUUUGUCCUCGAUAUAACGGCAACUCGCACAUUACCGCUUACGGUCCCGAUCAAUGAGAAUCUAGUGGGGAGUUCGGAGAAUAAAUAUCGACGAAUCGGAGUUUGAGCCUCUUGCCAUGGAGUCGUUGAUGGAGCUCUGCGAUCUAAUCGCUCAAAAUCCGGCUCAAUUUCCCGAGAAAUUCGCGUGGAUUCGCAGCCGCUGCCCGCCGGCGGAGUCGCUGCUCGGUGGAUCGCCGGCGGUCUCGAGAUCGCAGCUCCACGCCGUGCUGGCGGUUGCUAGAUUCCUCUCGAAGUGCCCGAAUUCUGACCAGGAGUCCACCAAAUUGCUUACCCUCGCGUUCUACCGGUCGAUUCCAUUGUCCUUCGAUAUCAAGUUCUGGCCGCAGGCGUUUCCGGUGGAAGCAGUUUCUUCUUUCUUCCACGAUUUUCUCAAUUACAUCUCGAAAGCGUCUGAGCUGUCGCCGGAUUUUGCUGUGGAUGUGGCGGGUCUCACAGGGGAACUUGUGAUGCAGACGAUAAGCAAUGCUGGCUCGGGCGUUUCUAGGGUUUUCCUGCACGCGCUGUGCUCGAAUUUCCCUCCAAUUCUGCCUUCUGAUGCAAACAAGUUGAUUGCAGUUCUUCUGGAUCGGUUUGAUGUUGUGGUCCCAUGCUCCCCAAGAGAGUUAAUCUCGUCGACUCCCGAUACAGUUUCCGCUCAGAGCUCUCCCUUCAGUGCGAACCACUUUCAGUCUCCUGGUGCUGAGGCCAGCAUUGUCUCAGCAGACUCAUUCAAUAGCAUGGCUUCAAAGGAUGAUGCAUCAUCAUCAAGAGGGGUUGUGGUGAAUGGUGCCGGUAGCAUUGCCUGGAAAAUCAACGGGGAUACAUUUGGGGUUGGUCUUGCAUCCAAUGAUGGCGAGGGUGGUGGUGGGGCCGGUAGCUUGGGUUAUAAGAAGACAGUGGCGUUAUUUGAGGAAGAGUCCAUUGAGAGUCUUGAGAAACAAGAAACUGUUUUUAAGCUAAUAGCUCAUAUGUUCAGUAAGGUGGCUAUUGAUCAACAGCUCAUGGAGCAGGUGCGAGGAAUAGCCAAGGAUCAACUCCACUCUAUGCUCGUUUUCUUGAAGAUAAGGAAGCGCGAUUGGUCGGAGCAAGGACAACUGCUGAAAGUUAGGAUCAACAAAAAACUUUCUGUUUACCAAGCUGCUGCUAGGAUGCAGAUUAAGACCCUCGCCUCUCUUGACACGGAGGGUAAGUCAUCAAAGAGAUUGUUGCAUGGAGCUCUUGCAUUGUUGAUAGAGGCUGCGGAGGCAUGCUUGUUCUCCGUGUGGCGCAAAGUGAGAGCCUGUGAGGAGCUAUUUGGCUGUUUGCUUUCUGGAAUUUCUCAAGCUGCCAUCACCCGUGGUGGUCAGCUCCUCCGAGUUCUGCUCAUUCGUUUUAAACCCCUAGUGCUGGCUACUUGUGCUCAGGCAGAGACUUCUUCCAGCAGCCCGGGCUCCAUGUUCGAAAGUGUUUUGAAAACAUGCUGUGAGAUAAUUGAGUUUGGAUGGGCUAGGGACCGGUCUCCUGUAGACACAUUUAUCAUGGGAUUGGCUACUAGUAUACGAGAAAGAAAUGAUUACGAGGAAGAGGAUGGGAAAGAGAAACCUGCAACUCCACAUAUUCAGUUGAAUGUAAUACGUUUGUUAGCUGAGUUGAACAUUUGUGUGAAGAAGCCUGAAAUUGUUGAUAUGAUAUUACCACUAUUUAUUGAGAGUUUAGAAGAGGGUGAUGCUUCAACUCCAUGCUUAUUGAGACUCCGACUUCUUGAUGCUGUUUCUCGCAUGGCGAGUUUAGGUUUCGAGAAGUCUUACCGAGAAGCUGUGGUUUUGAUGACUCGGAGCUACUUGGGUAAGCUCUCUACGGUUGGCUCUGCUGAAAGUAAAACCCAAGUACCUGAAGCCACAACUGAACGUAUUGAGACCUUGCCUGCAGGAUUUGUAUCGAUUGCAAGCGGUAUUACCUGUAAUAAAUUGCGUUCGGAUUACCGUCACCGGUUGUUGUCUCUGUGCUCAGAUGUGGGCUUGGCUGCAGAAUCAAAAAGUGGAAGGAGUGGGGCAGAUUUUCUUGGACCUCUUUUGCCUGCUGUUGCUGAAAUAUGUUCAGAUUUUGAGCCCGGGUUAAAUGUGGAACCUUCACUCUUGAAGCUAUUCCGGAAUUUGUGGUUCUACAUUGCUCUCUUUGGGUUAGCACCUCCCAUACAGAAAACCCAGACUACGACAAAAUCAGUUUCAACAGCGCUUAGUAGUGUUGGCAGCAUGGAAGAGUUUUUAGAUCCUCUUUCUGUUGGUGCUCCGCUGAGGAUGUUCUGUGGUACAAUCCAAAUCCGCAAAUGGCUGUGUCAUGGGGCAUUUUCUGUAAAUGCAGACCAGAAACAAAACCUGUCACGGAAAAUUGGAGGGUUUACUUUCAAAUAUGCGCAGUAUUUUUCUUUUACAGGACCAUUGCAUCAGGUUGUGAGCUCUGUCAAAUGGCUUGAAGAUGAGUUGGAGCUUAAUGCUCUUCACAACCCAGGUAGUCGGCGUGGGAGUGGAAAUGAGAAAGCUGCUGUGACUCAAAGAACUGCUCUCUCUGCUGCUGUGGGAGGGCGAGUGGAGGUUUCUGCAAUGAGUACAAUUUCAGGUGUGAAAGCAACCUAUCUUUUAGCUGUAGCAUUUCUGGAGAUAAUUCGAUUUAGCAGCAAUGGUGGUAUUCUUAAUGGAGGCCCAGAAUUAACUGCUUCUCGGAGUGCUUUCAGCUGUGUUUUUGAAUACCUAAGAAGUCCUAAUCUCAUGUCAGCUGUCUCCCAGUGUUUGACUGCCAUUGUCUAUCGAGCAUUUGAAACUGCGACAACUUGGCUGGAGGACCGGGCGUCUGAUACUGGGCCAGAGGCUGAGGUUAGAGAGUCUACUCUCUCUAUCCAUGCUUGUUUCCUCAUAAAAAACUUGUCCCAGAGGGACGAGCAUGUGCGAGAUAUAUCAGUUAGUUUGCUGACUCAACUUAGAGAUAAAUUUCCUCAGAUUUUAUGGAAUUCAUCUUGUCUCGAUUCCCUGCUACUGUCAAUGCAUAAUGAUCCACCAUCUGUUGUAGUCAGUGAUCCUGCUUAUAUUGCCAAUGUCCGCUCUUUAUAUCAAAAGAUUGUUCGGGAAUGGAUAGUUGUAUCACUCUCACAUGCUCCAUGUACUAGUCAGGGCCUCCUUCAGGAGAUAUGGAAUGCUUUAGUAGUUGAGUUCUUGCUUUUCUUCUACACAAUCACAAUUGGCUGUAUUCUGUUUUAUCAUGAAAACCUCUGCAAAGCUAAUACAUGGCAGCGAACACAGCCUACAGCCGAUGUGGUUUCUCUCUUAUCUGAGAUAAGGAUUGGUACAGGUAAAAAUGAUUGUUGGACUGGUACCAAAACUGCAAAUAUCCCUGCAGUCAUGGCUGCUGCUGCUGCAGCAUCGGGUGGAAACUUGAAAUUGACUGAUGCAUUCAAUUUGGAGGUUCUUGGUACUGGAAUGGUUAGUGCUACUGCAAAGUGUAACCAUGCUGGCGAAAUUGCGGGCAUGAGAAGGUUGUACGAGAGCAUUGGUGGCCUUAGUCAAUCUACCGAUGGUCUCAAUCUUGACUUUCCAGCCUUGGGGUCUUCUCCCAAAUCACAACCUAAAAAUGAAUCCUUCAACGAGGUAUUAAUUUCCAAGUUCGUAAAGCUGCUUCAGAAGUUUGUUAUUACUGCAGAGAAAGGAGAGGAAGUAGAUAAAUCAUCUUUUCGUGAAACUUGUUCUCAAGCUACUGCAUUGCUUCUUUCUAAUCUGGAUUCAGAAAUAAAAUCAAACCCUGAGAGCUUCUCACAACUUCUACGUCUUCUUUGCUGGUGUCCAGCUUAUAUAUCCACAUCUGAUGCUGUGGAGACCGGCGUGUAUAUCUGGGCAUGGUUGGUUUCUGCUGCUCCUCAGUUGGGAUCUCUUGUCCUUGCUGAACUAGUAGAUGCAUGGUUGUGGACAAUAGACACAAAGCGGGGCCUUUUUGCAUCUGAUGUAAGAUGCUCCGGACCAUCUGCAAAGUUGAGGCCUCAUCUUGCUCCUGGAGAGCCUGAGCUGCAUCCCGAUAAGGAUCCUGUUGAACAAAUAAUGGCUCAUAGGCUAUGGAUUGGAUUUUUAAUAGAUAGAUUUGAAGAGCAGCGAUCUUGCUCACUAUUCCUUCGUAACCGCAAAGUAGUAUAUGUUCAUCCAUUUGAUUCUGUAAGCGCUUCAUUUCAGGUCGUUCGGCACGAUAGUGUUGAACAGCUUUUGCUCCUUGGUCGAAUGUUACAAGGAACGACAAAACUCCCUUGGAAUUUUACACGACACCCAGCUGCUACAGGAACUUUCUUCACCCUUAUGCUUUUUGGCCUGAAAUUUUGUUCAUGUCAAACACAGGGUAACCUUCAGAACUUCAGAUUAGGGCUUCAGUUGCUAGAAGAUAGAAUAUACAGGUCAUCCUUGGGUUGGUUUGCUCAUGAACCGGAGUGGUUUGACCUAAAUAACAAUAAUUUUGCUCAAAGUGAAGCUCAGUCGGUUUCAUUAUUUGUCCAACACCUUUUAAAUGAGCGGGUAGAAACAGCUAACAUUGAUCAGAAAGCAGGAGGGGCCGAAAAUGGUGGCUCUCUACCAGAUAUGAAGGAUCAAUAUCAUCCAGUCUGGGGUCAGAUGGAGAAUUAUGCUGUUGGGCGCGAUAAGCGGAGGCAGUUACUGCUGAUGCUGUGCCAGCAUGAGGCAGACAGACUUGAGGUUUGGGCUCAACCAGUUGGAUCAAAGGAAAAUGCUACUAAGCUCAAAAUUAGCUCUGAUAAAUGGAUAGAAUUUGCUCGGACUGCCUUUUCGGUUGAUCCUCGAAUUGCUUUAUCAUUGGCUGCAAGAUUUCGGGCAAAUGCUUCUCUCAAGAGUGAAAUCACUCAACUAGUUCAAUCACAUAUAUUGGAGAUUCGCAGCAUUGCUGAAGCGUUGGCUUAUUUUGUCACCCCAAAAGCGGUGGAUGAGAAUUCAAUACUCUUGCAACAAUUGCCACACUGGGCAGCUUGUUCAAUUACACAAGCUUUGGAAUUUCUUACUCCAGCUUAUAAAGGUCACCCACGAGUGAUGGCUUAUGUUCUCAGGGUAUUGGAGACGUAUCCACCUGAAAGAGUGACGUUCUUCAUGCCUCAGCUAGUACAAGCACUAAGAUAUGAUGAAGGGAGGUUGGUUGAGGGUUACUUGCUUAGAGCUGCACAAAGGAGUGAUAUGUUUGCCCACAUAUUGAUAUGGCAUUUGCAGGGUGAGACUUGUGUUCCUGAGUCGGAGAAAGACGCCCCAUCUGCCACGAGUAGCUCGUUUCAAGAACUAUUGCCGGUUGUCAGACAACGAAUUAUCGAUGGUUUCAGUCCUAAAGCACUUGACAUUUUUCAAAGAGAAUUUGAUUUCUUUGACAAAGUUACAUCCAUAUCUGGUGUUCUGUUUCCACUUCCGAAGGAGGAAAGACGAGCUGGGAUUAGAAGGGAGUUGGAGAAAAUUGAAAUGGAUGGAGAUGACCUAUAUCUACCUACUGCUCCUACAAAACUUGUCAGGGGUAUUCAAGUUGAUAGUGGAAUUCCUCUACAAUCGGCAGCAAAAGUUCCUAUAAUGAUCACAUUCAAUGUAGUGGAUCGGUAUAGGGAUCCUAAAGAUAUAAAGCCCCAGGCUUGUAUAUUCAAGGUUGGAGAUGACUGCAGACAAGAUGUUUUAGCUCUGCAAGUUAUUUCACUUUUAAAGGACAUCUUUGAAGCUGUUGGGCUUAAUCUCUAUUUAUUUCCUUAUGGAGUACUGCCAACUGGUCCAGAGAGAGGCAUUAUUGAGAAUAUUCCACUUGAGACUUAUCUGAUCAGUUCUGCUUGGCAGGUGGUGCCCAAUUCACGAAGCAGGAGUCAGAUGGGUGAGACGACUGAUGGUGGUCUAUAUGAGAUUUUUCAGCAGGACUUUGGGCCUGUUGGUUCUCCGAGCUUCGAAGCUGCACGUGAGAAUUUCCUCAUUAGCAGUGCUGGAUAUGCAGUUGCUAGCCUCUUGCUUCAACCAAAGGAUAGACAUAACGGGAAUCUUUUGUUUGACAAUGUAGGCAGGCUUGUCCAUAUUGAUUUUGGUUUCAUUCUGGAAACUUCGCCUGGUAAUAAUAUGCGCUUUGAAAGUGCCCACUUCAAACUGAGUCAUGAAAUGACUCAAUUACUCGAUCCAUCUGGAGUAAUGAAAAGCGACACUUGGUACCAAUUCGUACGCUUGUGCGUGAAGGGUUACCUUGCUGCACGCCGUUAUAUGGAUGGAAUCAUAAACACAGUCUUGAUUAUGAUGGAUAGCGGUUUGCCUUGCUUCAGUCGAGGGGACCCAAUUGGUAAUCUCCGUAAGAGGUUCCAUCCAGAAAUGAGCGAUCGUGAGGCAGCUAAUUUCAUGAUCCGAAUUUGCAAUGAUGCCUAUAAUAAGUGGACCACUGCUGGUUACGAUCUGAUUCAGUAUUUGCAGCAGGGUAUCGAGAAAUGAGGCAAAAUGAUCAUUUUUUCUCUCUCUUUUUUUUUUUUCUUAAAUUUUUUAUCUUUGGUCUCUAGUAGUUUUCAUAUUAUGUGUAUCUUUUGUCU
Molecule: messenger RNA, 6768 nt
Organism: Striga asiatica
Lineage: Eukaryota; Viridiplantae; Streptophyta; Magnoliopsida; Lamiales; Orobanchaceae
Source: the annotation of a GenBank genome assembly